Molecule: messenger RNA, 1207 nt
Organism: Gossypium raimondii (Peruvian cotton)
Lineage: Eukaryota; Viridiplantae; Streptophyta; Magnoliopsida; Malvales; Malvaceae
Product: GRF1-interacting factor 3
Exons: 5
Coding region: 252-875 (207 amino acids)
Biological process (GO): positive regulation of transcription by RNA polymerase II; cell population proliferation; leaf development
Cellular component (GO): nucleus
Molecular function (GO): transcription coactivator activity
Source: RefSeq, a predicted model, not a curated record
GUUUUGUCUUUCAACAAACAGAACACAACAAGACAUAGACCAUAUCUAGCUUCUUUUCUUCGGCUUUAUCCAUUUUAUCUUUAUGAUAUUUAUAUAUCACGUCUUAAAUUCCUCAACCAUCGUCAUUAAGUAAAACCCUAUUUCAAGAAUUAAAUUAUUUUGAAAAAAAAAAACAGAGGACAUCCUCCACACUCAUCUGCUCAAACAAGGUUUAGGGUUUCUUUUGGAGUAAAGUAAAAGUUCACACGAAGAUGCCGCAGCCACCCCAAAUGAUUCCUGUCAUGCCUUCAUAUCCACCUACUAAUAUUACUACUGAACAGAUUCAGAAGUACCUUGAUGAGAAUAAGAAGUUGAUUUUGGCAAUUUUGGACAAUCAGAAUCUUGGAAAACUUGCUGAAUGUGCGCAGUAUCAAGCUCAGCUGCAAAAAAAUUUGAUGUAUUUAGCUGCUAUUGCGGAUGCUCAACCGCAAUCGAUGCCAACAAUGCCUCCUCAGAUGGCACCACAUCCUGCAAUUCCAACCGGAGGAUAUUUUAUGCAACAUCCUCAGGCUGCUGCGAUGGCACAACAACCGGGCAUGUACCCUCAAAAGGUGCCAUUGCAAUUCAAUAACCCACAUCAAAUGCAAGACCCUCAGCACCUCCUGCACCAACAGCAUCAACAAGCCAUGCAAGGUCAAAUGGGAAUCAGGCCUGGAGGACCCAACAAUGGCAUGCAUCCCAUGCAUUCCGAGGCCAGUCUUGGAGGUGGCAGCAGUGCUGGCCCCCCUCAAUUUUCAGGCCCAAGUGAUGGACGUGCUGGAAACAAGCAAAACCCUGAAACCGGUGUCAAUGGACAGGGUAACACAACCGGCGACAGAGCCGAGGAGGGAAAGUGACUGUGAUGGUAGGUUUCUUUUACAAUAGGAUUUGUAUUCCUCUGGUGGUCAUCUCAUAGACUGUUGUAGAAUUAAAAUCUUCAACUUGCUCUUUAAUGUAGCAGUUUAGGUAGUUUAACUCUUGUUGAGAGGUUGUUGGCAUGCCAAUGAAUUAAACAACAGGUUGUUAAGACAACGAUGGUUUUGUUGUAAAAGGAGGUGGUAUAUAAGAGCAUGUGGUCACUACCUCUGAGGCUGUCAUUUUGUAGUAACCUAUAAAAGUUUGCAGCUUGUAUCUAAAUUGUGAUCCAGUUGAAAAUUACAUUGCUUUUUCCUGGUUUUGCUUUUGUAAA